AACAGCCCCGCAGGAGCGUAUGGGCCCCGGGAGAAAAGGCUGCUCGGAGGUUCGCUGUCUGCACGGCAAGAGGCUCGCUCAGUGUCCCUGUCCGACAGCCAGGAGGGCACAGCAGGCUGUGGGCAGGAUUUUGCCGCUUGCCUUGUGGUGAUAGGAAGGGAAAUGAUGGUUUGUUAUUUGAUUCUUAAGGCCUCAGAACAAUGCAGGAGCUUAGUGCCUUAUCUCCUGGCUUAGUCCUGGGUUGAUGGAGGAGCUGAGUCGGGUUUUGAAUGCCUGCGGCUUCCAGAGGCUGUCCGCAAAGGUGUCUGCUGGGGGUGCAUAGGCUGCAGCGCAGGGAGGCAGAGCUGGGCUGGAUCUCAGCGUGUUCUCCUCGCAGGAUGCUCCUGCUGUUUGCAGAGGGGGGACAUGGCCCUGUCUGACAGCGUCUCCGCAGGGAUAAUUGGUCUAAGUUGUUCCAGGCCCAUUCUGCAAGCAGGGGAAGCUUGCUGGCUCUGCUGGAAUUCAGCACGGGAGAGCUGCACCCGGGAGCCCGAGCAAGGGAUUCCUGAGCAGAGGCCAUGGAGCUUUCAGCCAAUGAGCUCAGCAUUUAUGACAAGCUCUCGGAGACGAUUGACCUGGUGAGGCAGACAGGCCACCAGUGUGGCAUGUCAGAAAAAGCCAUUGAGAAAUUCAUCAAGCAGCUCUUGGAAAGAAAUGAACCUCAGAGAGGACCUCCACGAUACCCUGUCCUAGUGUUUCUCUACAAGGGCCUGCUGACGCUGGGACUGCUCUUGCUGACUGUGUACUUUGUGAUCCAGCCCCACAGCCCUCUGCCACCUGAAGCUCCUCUCUCCAGAGCCCACGCCUGGGGCUCCCUCAUCGCUCACAUCCGGCUGCUCUCUCUGCCCAUUGCCAAGAAGUACAUGCUCGAGAAAUGCCAGGACUGGUGGGCAGCAGGCUGCAGACAGAACACUUCUGCUCUUCCUGCAAACUGCACAGUCUGUUCUGCUGUGAAAAGCCUUCAGCUGGUGACAGACGUUGGGGAACUCUCAGAAAAGCUCCUGAGGUCUCAGCCUUUCCUAAUCAAGACAGGGCAGCAUCUUUCCUAUGAAGACCUGAAGCGUUUUCAGUCCCAGGAUCCAGACCUGGCCCAGGUUAUAAUAGAAGAAAAUUCAGCUGAGCUGUGGAGCUGCCCAUUUUUCUUCCCCUGGAGCAGAUCUGUGAACAGAUCUCGGAUCCUGCAGGAGUUCUUCCCCAGCUCCUCUGUGCUGCCCCUCCCCAAGACAGUGUCCCUGGAGAGCUGCUUCCUCAUCCGCCACCCGCAGCUGGGCAACAAGAGCUACAGCCUGCACAGCCUCUUUGCCGUGGGCAGUGGACAGCUCACCCUGACGGUUGUACCUCCAGACAAGUGCAGAGGACACUGUGAGAGCUUCAGAGUGGAGCUGGAAGCUGGAGACCUGGGCUAUGCCAGCACGGAUCACUGGAGCCUCAGCUUCACGGCCAGGGGCACGGAGCCGGCGGUGGUCUGCGACGGAGCUGCCAGCUGAGGAUGGCAGGGCUGGGACCCCUCAGCUGUGCCCAGCACCAGGACACUUCUCAGCUUUGCAGCCAAGAGAGAGACAGAGCUGGGGCACCUGGGGCAGGCAGCUCUGCCACCUGCAUGUUUACAGUGUUUAACAGUGACUCUUUUCCUGACCCUUGAGGUGAUUCUUUGCCUUUCCUCAGAUGUCUUUUGGGAGAAGCUCCAAAGCUAUUUAUGACCUUCCCUGUCCCCUCAGGUAAGCCCUGGGUUUGCAGCAAAGGCUUGUUAUUGUCCAGGAGCAGCAGAGGGAUUUCUCAGGAUGAGAUUCACUUUGUGUCCUUUGUGGAUUGUGGCACUUCUGAAACUCCCUGGAGGGGCUGGGAGUGGCCUGGGGGUGACAUUUCUCUGUACAUUCCUCCUGAGGAGGAGGCUCCAAGCCUGUGUUGCCAGGCCAGCUCUAAAAAGGGAAUGCCUGGGUGAUGUCCCA
Molecule: messenger RNA, 1988 nt
Organism: Pogoniulus pusillus (Red-fronted tinkerbird)
Lineage: Eukaryota; Metazoa; Chordata; Aves; Piciformes; Lybiidae
Gene: C39H6orf89
Product: chromosome 39 C6orf89 homolog
Exons: 8
Coding region: 558-1526 (322 amino acids)
Cellular component (GO): nucleolus; Golgi membrane
Source: RefSeq, a predicted model, not a curated record